Messenger RNA from Bemisia tabaci, 572 nucleotides. The record is from RefSeq and is a predicted model, not a curated record. Lineage: Eukaryota; Metazoa; Arthropoda; Insecta; Hemiptera; Aleyrodidae.
AGUUGCUUAUUUGCAUAAUAUGAAACCUAAGGCUCUCAUUCACAGAGAUCUGAAGCCUCCAAAUUUAUUGUUAGUGCAAAAUGGGAAAAUUUUGAAGAUCUGUGAUUUUGGUACUGCCUGUGAUUUGAAAACUUACAUGACGAACAAUAAAGGUAGCGCAGCAUGGAUGGCACCAGAAGUAUUUGAAGGUUCCAAUUACACCGAAAAAUGUGAUGUUUUUAGUUGGGGUAUUAUUUUGUGGCAAGUUUUAAGCAGACAGAAGCCAUUUGACGAUAUAGGAAGAUCAGCUUACAGUAUAAUGUGGGCAGUUCACAUUGGCAAGAGACCACCAUUAAUAGAAAAUUGCCCGAAACCCAUUGAAUCUUUGAUGACAAGAUGCUGGGAUCAAGCACCAAAUCUAAGACCUUCUAUGAACGAAAUCGUAAGAAUUAUGAAGAUUUUAAACUCAUUCUUCACUGGAUAUGAUGAUCCAAUUAUUUAUCCAGAGGAUUCUGAUUUUGAAAGUUAUGACGAGGAUGAAGACUACUCAGGGAAUUACUCAGAUGUACCGGACACAUAUAUUGAAAGCUUAA